This is a messenger RNA of Aspergillus saccharolyticus JOP 1030-1, 1334 nucleotides long. Its product is annotated as phosphotransferase family protein. The record is from RefSeq and is a predicted model, not a curated record. The coding region runs from base 1 to 1209 and encodes 402 amino acids. The transcript has 2 exons. Lineage: Eukaryota; Fungi; Ascomycota; Eurotiomycetes; Eurotiales; Aspergillaceae.
AUGAAUUCUACUGAUAACUACCUCCCACCCAGCCUGAGUGCGGAGAAGAUCAAUGCAUUAAUCCUUUCCCUCUCCCUUCCCCCACCCAUCAGCAUCACUCCCCUUGAAGUCACAGCGGCCUUUCGCUCCAUCUAUCUUGUUACAUUUCCACCCAGCACUACCAAAAUCAACGCGCGACCCAAUCCCGAUGGCAGCAUCAGUCUUGUCCUCCGCGUCUCGGGCCGCCAACUCCCACGCAUCAAGACCCUCAAUGAAGUGGGCGUAAUGAGCUGGGUUCGGGCGAACACCUCCAUCCCCGUCCCCGCCAUCAUCCGCUACGACGCUACAGAGGACAACCCUAUCAGCCAUGAAUUCACCCUCCUCGAGAGAGCUCCCGGCAUCAGCGUCGACAAGAUCUACGAUACAUUAUCGGACGAGACCAAAACCGACAUGGACGGAUACGUGGGAGGACUCACUCUCACGACAUCCGGCCAGGUCACGCACGGCCCCCCUAUCGACGAGACUUACUGGCAGACGCCUGAUCUGGAGAAGUACUGGUCCCUGGGCACAUCCGCCACCCCAGAAACCGAGAUCUCCCUCGAGACGCUCAACCCCAUCGUCCCCGGCGGAUUCCCCAACUACGUCGCCUUCACCGUCAGCUGUCUGAAUCGGUACAUUUCCGCCAUCAACCUCCACCCCUCGCUCGAGCCAUACCAAGCCCUAGUCCCGCAGAUUCGGGCGUUUACGGAAGGACUGCAGCGGCGCGAGCUGGCAGAACAACUGAACCAAGUGCCCUACGUGCUGGCGCACAAGGACCUGCAUUUUGCGAACAUCAUGUGCGAUCCCGCACAGCCUGGGUGUCCCAUUACAGCGGUGCUGGAUUGGGAGUUUAGCGGGGUAGUGCCGGCGCCAAGGUGGAACCCACCGCGCGCGUUUUUGUAUAAUAUGAAGUGGCGGGCGGAGGACAAAGCGGAGCAAACGCGGAUGGAGGCGGUGUUUGAGGAGGUCUGUCGGGAGAAAGGGGCUGAGUGGUUACUUGAGGAGAUGCAGUGGGGGAGUCGGUUGCAGGAGGAAGUGCAGAAGGUGGUGAAUCAUUUGAGGGCGAUUGUAGAGGUCUGUCCGAAGGGCCAGUCGGGGGAGAAGGUCGAACAGUGGAAGAAAACUGUGGAAGAAGGGAUGCGGACUUUUCCUUAUGGUUAUGGUGCAGGAGGAGAUACACUGCAGGGCUGAAAUGGGCAUUUUUCUGUCAGUAGUCUCUCCGGCAAUCCCACCCGGCUAUCUACUUUAUCCGCCAGGGGACCUAUAAAUCCGUACCGUCUCUAGGAGCAUUAUACACAACCGGUCUCGGUCUCGAC